AUGACCGGUCGUCAAGGAACCCCUCGCCCACCUACUUCAACAUUCAUUGAACUCCGUCCUCGCACUCGCCAUACGAUCUCUGUUCCGCCCCUCUCGCUAGCAAGUACUGUGUCAGAUUCUCCGAAAGCGAUUGGUGCCCCAGUUGUCACGCCAAUAGUUACGCCUCCCAUUCCUCAUCAUACUCAUACUUCUCACCCCCAUACUCACCCAACACCACCUCGACCACCAACUCCUCCUCAGUUGACCCCAACAAUAACCGCCCUCCGUACGAUCCAAAAGUCCUCGGAUCCAUCUUUCGUCUGUACGAUAUGCUGGUCUCCUCAAUAUUUACCUUCCACGCCCCGGGUCUUGGGGCGAUCAUCUAGAAUCGUCUGUCAUCAAUGUUGGAGAGCGGUGUUGGAUUUAAGUAUCUGCUGGGUUUGUGGGGAAUGCAUUGUAAGAGGUGAUGAGGUAGUUAGUUUGGGAUGGUGUUUUUGGCAUCGAGGAUGUUUUGGGUGUCUGCUUUGUGGGAUGAAGUUAAGAGAAAGGGUUUUGAGGGAGUGUGAAAGUGAGUGUGAGAGUGGGAGGGGAAGGUAUGGGAAUGAUGGUGAGCAUGGAUGUGGAGAUCGAAGAAAAGGAACGGAGUUGGAUAAAAUUCCGCUUUGUGAGUGGUGCGAGACGGAGACGAAGAUUCAGGGGUAUGGAGAGAAGAAGGUGUUGGAGAGGGGAUUGGAAAAUGUGACGAAAUCUGAUGGGGGGCUGACGAGAUGUAGAUUGGAGAAAUUGGAUGAGGAUAAGGGGUUGGGACGGAAUCUGAACCUGAACUUGAAUGGAAAAAAAGAUGUGGUGGUCGGAUUAGAUGGGGAGGAAAGGGAGGAAACGGGACCUGCAUCAUCUUCUGGUAUUCCAGCGACAAAUACGACGAAUAAAUCAUCGAAAUCAUCGACGAUAAAUGAAAGGCAGAUCAGGAAAAUCAUACGGGAAUCUUCUACUCCUCAGGAGGAAGUUGCACUCCUAAGCGACGCCGCCAAAAUGGGUGUAUCCGAAGACGGAAACCCAGACGACUCCACCCAUUCCCACAGCGACACGGAACCCGCCAACUUUGGCCAAGCCGAGCCAUCUACUUCAUCGUCAUCAAUUUCCUCUCCCCCAUUAGACAUCUACGUCUCCAUCUACGACCCUGCUGGUCAAGCAUUCGUGCCUAGUAAGACUAAGCCGCUUCCAAAAUGGAUGACGUUGCUCCCAAAUAAUGUACAUCGCGAACGGGAAGAGGCAGAAGGUGAUGCUAGUCAGAAGAAAUCGCGAGCAGCGGUUUCGAGAGCGAAGCUUCCAGAAGCAUAUGCGGAUGGGGCUUCAUCUACUCAUUCGGAUGAUUGCCCGGGAGAUCAUGGUCCGUUUACAUCGUGUCCGACGGAGCAGGGCGUAACGGAGGUUUCUCCUCGGGAACACUCGGAGCAGGUGACGCCUAAAGGUAUUUUAUUACUGUUCUUCUAUUUCGCAUUUUAUUAUGUACUAGAACGAUCGAUCUUGAAAUAUCUGACACUCCCAGACCGACUCUCCAUCCGAGAACGGGCCAAUUUCGCCUCUGAAACUACAUCAGAUAGUACCCGUCGUCCAUCCGCAUCAACUCUUUCAUCACUCGCCCUACCCAGCCCUCAACAAAAAGCAUUCAAAGUCACCCGUCCCCGCUCCGUCUCCAUCGAGGAAAAGCUUCCUCGUCCACAUCAACAUCCAGCAUCUGCCUAUCGUCGUGCAAAUCGCUCCAGCACCAUGGAAUCCGCCUGCAUCAAACCCAACCGUCUAGUCAAAUCCAUCCAAUACCCCGAACACACACCGCGAGACGUUUCAGAAAGACCGCUAACCCCCUAUCCCAAAAGCGACAAUCCGGAUCCCUUUCAAACCCAGCACAUUUCCUCAUACUCAUCCUCUUCUACUCCCCACCAAAAUUCCAAAGCCACCCUCCUACACUCCCCCCUGUCAAACUUCAUCACACCUCGAAAAGGCUCUUGCUGUGGACUCAGCACCUCCCUCGAAAGCGCAUCGGUAGGAGAAAUAAGAAAACGCGAACGCGGAGAAGCAAGUUUCGACUCCGUGUUUGAGAGUUUUCCGCGCCCGGAAAUCGGGAAGAAUAAUAGUAAUUAUGCGUCGAGUCUCUGUCGCAGUCCGAAAUUGGGGUUUUUGGAAAAGGGAAAUGAGUAUUUGGAGUAUGUGUCGGGAGUUAUUUUGCCGGGGGGAGGGAAAGAGGCGGAUGCGGGGAAAGAGGGGGGGAAGGAGGGGAUUGUGGAGAAGAUUCGGAGGCAGAGGGUUGGGACUGUGAGUCUCGGCCAAGUAGCCCAAAAUGUCAAGGAAGAAAAAGAAAGGAAGCGCGCGGAAACACAAAUUCAAAUGGAAUGGAAUUGGCUCGAUAAUGAAUCUAAAAAUCACACCCCAAAUGCGAUUGUGGAACACGAAGCGAGUGCGCAAGGAGAGAGUAGUAGAAGCUCGAGACGGAAUAGAGGGGUGAGUGAGGAUGAGCUGGGAAAGUUGUCGAGGGAUGGAAGUAGAAUGGGGGGGAGGAGGCGGAGGGGGACGAGUGGGGAGGAGAGGGGACAUGGUAGUAGGGUGGGGAGUAGGAUGGGGAGUAGGAAUGAGAGGGAGAGAGAAAGGAUAGAGAGGGAGAAGAUGGAGAGGGAUAAAUUGGAAAGAGGAGAUGUUAAAGGGAAAGCGAAGGAGAAGCUUGUAGAAGAGGAAGAGAGUGGUAAAAAGGUUGAGGAUGGUGUUAGUGAUGACGUUGACGAGAGUAGGGAACAGUUGAAGAAGGAAUUGAAGGGGUUGUUUGGUGAAGAGUGA
Botrytis porri is the source of this 2808-nucleotide messenger RNA. RefSeq lists its product as uncharacterized. NCBI's taxonomy places the organism in Eukaryota, Fungi, Ascomycota, Leotiomycetes, Helotiales, Sclerotiniaceae. The record is from RefSeq and is a predicted model, not a curated record. The transcript has 3 exons. Bases 1 to 2808 code for a protein of 935 amino acids.